AUGGCUUCUGGUUUCGGUCUUAACGGCGGUCCCUCCCGCUGCUAUUCCUUCUGGCAGGAAACCCUCGGCUGCUACGUUGUCAAUGCCGGGGAGGGUGAGGCCGGCAAGAAGAAGUGCAUGCCCGCCUUGGAGGAUUACUACGAAUGUCUUCACCACAGAAAAGAGGCUCUGCGAACAAUGAAGCUGCAGGCCGCCUACCGCAAGGCCGAAGCAGCACACCCCCGUGAGAAUGCGCCCAAGGCCGAGCAGAUUCGCAGUCUGGGAUUGUUAGGGAAGGAUGAAGAAUCGACAGCUCUGUUGGCCAAGCAAUAAGAAGUGAUGCGCAUAUCCGGAGUGCGGUUGUUUUACUUUUCCUUUUCAUAUCAAUGUACGCUCUUACCACAUGGAUGUUUUGAUUGUAUAAAUGGCAAUCGUUAUCAGUUCAAGAAUGCCCUGGCUGUUAUGUAGUGUAGUUUGAAAACUGGAGUAUUUGUCAUUCAUCAUUCGUUGACUUGCCUUCUCAUGUUCGGCUUCGCAGUUGCCUUGCCAGUGCAUUCAUUAUCUUACAAGCUUUGGUGAAGUGACUAUUGUAUUUAUUCCUGCUUUUUCUUUUGAAAACAUUCUAUUAGACUUGCUUCUCUGGUCUAGAACCAAGGCUCCAC
Molecule: messenger RNA, 641 nt
Organism: Aspergillus wentii DTO 134E9
Lineage: Eukaryota; Fungi; Ascomycota; Eurotiomycetes; Eurotiales; Aspergillaceae
Exons: 3
Coding region: 1-312 (103 amino acids)
Biological process (GO): mitochondrial respiratory chain complex I assembly
Source: RefSeq, a predicted model, not a curated record